This is a messenger RNA of Dibothriocephalus latus, 237 nucleotides long. NCBI's taxonomy places the organism in Eukaryota, Metazoa, Platyhelminthes, Cestoda, Diphyllobothriidea, Diphyllobothriidae. The record is from the annotation of a GenBank genome assembly.
AUGUGCAUUUCCAUGCCCUGGGAUCUGUCCGAGUGCACUAAGAGCCUUGAGAGUGGCCUGAACUGGCUGCUGUUCAAUCGUCAACUCACUUCCAGCCUUCUCAAGAUUGUCAAAAGGAAUGCUGACAUGCUCUCUGGGAAGUACGACGUUCCAAAAAUACUCCGAGUAAGUCUAGGUUAUUUUCCCCUCUGCGUUGUCUAUUUAGCGGUCAUGCCAGUGCAAAACAACAUGUACUAG